Molecule: messenger RNA, 197 nt
Organism: Porites lobata
Lineage: Eukaryota; Metazoa; Cnidaria; Anthozoa; Scleractinia; Poritidae
Source: the annotation of a GenBank genome assembly
GUAUACAUUAGCCGGGAUACUACAGCAUUGAUUAGAGUGUUUUAGCAACUUAACUGUAGAUUUCAGGUAUACACUACCCAGGAUACUACAGGAAUGAUAAGAGCAGUUUACGAGUUAACUGUACAUUUCAGGUAUACACUACCCAGGAUACUACAGGAAUGAUUAGAGCAUUUUUACGAGUGAACUGUAGAUUUUAG